AUGCCAGUUGGAGGAGGAAAUUUUGGAGAGCAGAAAUGGAAAGGCUUUUGGAGUGAAGGUGCUGGUGCUGGUCAGUGGUUGCUGACAGGUUCAAGGUUCAAGGUUGAAAUGCAGGUUAGGUUGGGGGGGCAGGAAGGAUGGGAGGAGAAGCUGCUUCCACUUGCUGCUGCUUGCUCAAUGCUCUCUAUUCGUACCUACACCAAGGUCACUACCUACGAACACAUCAAUGGAUACCUAAUCCGUAUUCCGUACUGUGUGUCCAGCUGUGCGUCCCUCGGUCUCCGCAGAGCCAUCAGUGAAGCUUUGCGACUUGCGGCACCUCUUCCCACUUCAUCAUCCACCUCCUGCAGCCAACCCGGUGACACGGCAUCACACGGCAUCAACCUAGGCAUCAACCUAGAUCAAAGCCCGACGAACCGGGGCUACCUUACAGCGACACUAAAGCAGUCUAGCAAUGCUGCAAUGGCAACGGUUCUUGGGGCCUUGCGCGCCUUGCCUUGGUCCUCCAAGUUUGAACUUGGAGACGUGGCAUUCCAUUCCAUUGGUCCCCUGCCUCAUGACGAGUGA
This is a messenger RNA of Colletotrichum godetiae, 567 nucleotides long. RefSeq lists its product as uncharacterized. Bases 1 to 567 code for a protein of 188 amino acids. NCBI's taxonomy places the organism in Eukaryota, Fungi, Ascomycota, Sordariomycetes, Glomerellales, Glomerellaceae. The transcript has 3 exons. The record is from RefSeq and is a predicted model, not a curated record.